This is a messenger RNA of Cantharellus anzutake, 868 nucleotides long. RefSeq lists its product as uncharacterized. The record is from RefSeq and is a predicted model, not a curated record. NCBI's taxonomy places the organism in Eukaryota, Fungi, Basidiomycota, Agaricomycetes, Cantharellales, Hydnaceae. The transcript is spliced from 7 exons. Bases 84 to 842 code for a protein of 252 amino acids.
UUUAAAGCCAUUGCUUGGUCACCUGUCGCAACGACUCACAAAUCUCCUGUGUUCUUCCCUCAGCUACGGUGGGGUCUUCCAACAUGUUCAGACGCGCUGUUCUUUUCUUGCUUCUCCUCUUCACUGCUUCCGUCUUCGCCGUCCGGAGGCAGGAGUUAGGCUGCAUUCCUCAGCUUCGGGACCCUGUGCACGGAGACACGAACGGACAGCGACUCGCGAGGGGCUUACCUCUUUUACCCCCAGCUCGAAGGAAGAAUAUUGAAGCCUCACGAACUGAGGCUGCCAGAAGGGCACAGGCAAGCGACACAAAUGUUUGGACGGGAAAGCUCCAAGUAGCCGACGCGAAUGGAACGACCGUUGGAUACCUCGCGCUUGCUGAUGGUGGCCAUCAGUACACCGUACGUGAGGAGUCGGAUGCCGCUAUUUUCACAGCCUCGCUAUCUCCGGAGAGUCGUAGUAUUCUGACCUUCAGAGAUAAUGAUCCUCAAACUCCCUGGCCCUAUUUGGCGGGUCUCAUCCAACCGGAUGUUAUACUCCGUUUGGUGAAGACAACCUCUGCUAUUUUGGGGGGUUCAGCAGCGAAAUCUUUACCCAAUAACAAACCUCAACUUGCCAGUGAGCACCAAGUGUCUAUAUAUGGAAUGCAAUACGAGACUGCGAUUUGGAACUGCGGCCCCAAAAACCUCACGAUCCUGUGGAUGGACCGUGACAGUGGGGACAUACCGAUAUCCGUCGUGUGGGAUAGAAUGAUACAGAAAAUCUUUCUCACUGCAGAUUCGUCGGGCGUCGUCGCUAAUAAUCCUGACCCACAUAUUGUGACAAUCUCUCUAUCUUCCAACUAGAUAGAUAGCUUUGCUCCAGAGUUAAU